GAGAGAGAGAGAGAGAGAGAGAGAGAGAGAGAGAGAGAGAGGUGUUAGGAAGACAGCUAGAACGGGAGCAGCCCUCGAGAUAGAAGGGUAACGGACACCACUUCGAAGAUGGGCUUCGUGGCCCGAAGAGACCGGAGAAUAACUUGAACAUUACAAAAACGUCCCGGGAAAGAUUUGGUGUCACAGAACGUUAAAGUGCAUGAGUUAUUUGAAGUUUAAAAUGUGGGAGAUGAUGGUGGUGUUGUUGAGAGCGAGCUCUCCCCUCUUGUCGUCUCGGACAAGAUGGCAGCAAUGCAGGCAGACUGUGCAUGCUAUGGGUGUAUAAGUCCAUAACAUGUUCAGAGAAGCCCUGGAUUCUACCUAUCGUUAAUCUACGUGAAGGUAUGGCCUCACAAGUCUUGGUCUACCCACCACACAUUUAUCAAACCCAGACAAGUGCCUUUUGCAGCGUGAAGAAAGUGAAAGUGGAGCCGGGCAGCUGUGUGUACCAUGAGAGGGCUCACCCGCAUCUGAACAGCACCACCCUCGGCAUAGCGCACCCCAACAAGCUCGCUCCCUCGUUCGCUCCAGACUCGGCUGUGGGCGUGAGAGCUCGCGGAGGACAGGAACACCCGGUGAAGACUGUGGUGGUGCGAGGCGUCCGGAGAGAGCAGCCCAGCGCCGCAGGAAGUAGAGAAGGAGGAGGAAGAGGAGGAGGAGGAGGAGGAGGAGGAAGAGCAGGCCCUGCGCUACCAGGGGCAGUCCCCUCACAGGUCAAAGCGCAGGAGCAGAGGGAUCGAGGCAGCGGAGGCAGCAGUGGAGGAGCAGGGGCAGGAGGAGGGGGAAGGGGAGAGGGCAGGAGAGGGGGAGGAGGUGGGAAGGUGGAGGAAAGCUACGGGGGAACGGAAGUCGACGAGGAAGACUGCGGAGGUUUGAACUCGGCCGAGGGCUCUCAGCGAUGCGGGCUGAAACGUAAGAGCGAGGAGCUGGAUAACCGAGGGAGCGCCAUGCAGAUUCUGGAGGAACUGUCCAUGCUGCCUGCCAUGAUGCAAACCACGAAUGUAGGGAGAAACCCGGCCGUGCCUGCGGCCGGGGGAGGGGGGGCCCUCAAGCAGGGGGCCACGGGGGCGGGCGGGGCGGGAGGAGGGGACGGAGACUACCAGCUGGUCCAGCACGAGGUUCUGUGUUCUAUGAAGAACACCUACGAGGUUCUGGAGUUCUUGGGCCGGGGAACCUUCGGCCAGGUGGUGAAGUGCUGGAAGAGGGGCACGGGGGAGGUGGUGGCCGUGAAGAUCCUGAAGAACCACCCGUCGUACGCGCGGCAGGGCCAGAUCGAGGUGGGCAUCCUGGCGCGGCUGAGCGGAGAGAACGCGGACGAACACAACCUGGUGCGGGCCUUUGAGUGCUUCCAGCACCGCAGCCACACCUGCCUGGUGUUUGAGAUGCUGGAGCAGAACCUGUACGACUUCCUGAAGCAGAACAAGUUCAGCCCGCUGCCCCUGAAGGUGAUCCGGCCGGUGCUGCAGCAGGUUGCCAUGGCGCUGAGGAAGCUGAAGAUGAUGGGUCUGAUUCAUGCAGACCUCAAGCCCGAGAACAUUAUGCUGGUGGACCCCGUGAGGCAGCCUUACAGGGUGAAGGUGAUAGACUUUGGCUCGGCCAGCCAUGUUUCCAAAGCCGUGUGCUCCACAUACCUCCAGUCUCGGUACUAUAGGGCUCCAGAGAUCAUCCUGGGUCUGCCGUUCUGCGAGGCCAUAGACAUGUGGUCCCUGGGUUGUGUGAUCGCUGAGCUGUUCCUGGGCUGGCCCCUCUACCCUGGAGCCCUGGAGUACGACCAGAUCCGCUACAUCUCCCAGACGCAGGGUUUACCAGGGGAGCACCUGCUGAAUGUGGGGACAAAAACAUCUCGCUUCUUCUGCAGAGAGUCUGACUCCCCCUACGCAGCAUGGAGACUGAAGUCCACAGACAGCCACGAGACCGAGACAGGGAUGAAAUCCAAGGAGGCCAGGAAGUACAUCUUCAGCUGUUUGGAUGACAUAGCGCACGUGAAUUUGGUGCUGAACCUUGAAGGUAAUGACCAGCUUGCGGAGAAGGGUGACCGCGGGGAGUUUGUGAGCCUGCUGAAGAGGAUGCUGAUGAUCGACGCCGAGCAGAGGAUCGUCCCUGCAGACGUCCUCAGUCACCCGUUUGUCACCAUGCAGCACCUGCUCGACUUCCCCCAUAGCAACCAGGUUAAAUCAUGUUUCCACAUCAUGGAUGUGUGUCGCUCUCGUCCUGGUGUCUAUGACUCGGUGAACCGGAACAAAGCCCCGUUCCUCCGCCCGGUGACCUCCUCCGCCAGCCUGACGGGGCCCUUCAGCAAGAUGGCCGGCGUCCACACACAGGCUCUAGCCCCCUCCGCCCCCUCCGUGAUGCAUCCUGGGAUACCUCUGCAGACAGGAAGUGGCCAGUUUGGGUGCAACGAGUCGUUCCCGCAGGCUCUGAUCCUGUGCCCCCCCCUCCAGGGGAUCCCCAGCAGUGUGGCCAAGCCGACUGGCUAUUCUGUCCGCAUGGAGACGACUGUUCCCCUGGUAACCCAGGCCCCGCCCAUCCAGCCCCUGCAGAUCAGAGCCGGGGUCAUUACACAGCAGGCCUGGUCCAAUCGGGCGCAGCAGAUCCUGGUUCCUGCCUGGCAGCAGGUGACUCCCGUGGCCCCUCCCACCACGCUGGCGUCCGACUCUACUGCCCCCCAGAGGCUGGGAGACUGGGGGAAAGUGCGUCCCCAUGGCAACCAUUACAACUCCAUGAUGCCCCACCCCCAGAGGCUCAUCACCAACCAGAUGACCAUGUCCGCCCACCAGCCAAUCAGCAUAGGCAUAGCUCACGUAGUGUGGCCACAGCCUGCUGCCAACAAGAGAAACAAGCCCUGCGCCACCAGGUCCAACACCUUCUCCCUCCCCACCAACGCCCCCAGCUCGACCUGCCCCUCCCCCAAGAUGGCCCACGCCCCCCAGAACCUGCAGGAGGCGGGGGCGCAGCCUGUCGCUGGGGAGGCGGUGCCGGAGGCGGAGCCUAGCUGCUGUAAGGCGGAGGCUGAGUCUGGGAGAAUGUCGUCGUCUCAGCAGCAGCGGCCGACCCUGACAACCUCUGACCCCUGCAGCCCUGCCGCCAGCAUCAUCAGCAUCAGCAGCGAGGAGGAGGAGGAGGAGGAGGAGGAGGAAGGCUCACAGAGACACUUACUGGAGUGUAAGGGCAGUGUGGAGUGUGAGGCGUGUCAGAGCACCGUGAGCAUGGAGAGAGUGUGUUCUCUCAGCAGCCCAGACAGCACGCUCAGCACCAGCUCCUCUACCUCCACACAGUCCCACAGCUCCCCCUGCAAGCAGCCCAACAGCAUGUCUGAUGACGAGCAGGAGAGCGGCUCCCCGGCCUCCGACUCGUCCGGCCGCGGCCGCGCCAGCCCCUUCAUCCCGCGCAGCUACGUCUCCAACGGCAACCAGGCCGGCGAGCCGCGGGUGGCGUGCAUCGCCCCGGUGACGGAGGGCAGCAGGCCGGUCGUCAGGACGAUGGUGGUGCCGCCCAUGAGGAACAACAACCCCAGAGACACACUGGGGAACACGGAGCCUGGUUCCCGGGGCCAGACCCCCCCUCCUGCCGCCCCAGGGGCCCGCAGUGUUAGAGUCUUCUUGCCAGUUCAAAGGUCGAGGUGUUCCGGGGCGGCAGCAGCUCCACUCCACCCCGCUGCUCAGCCGUCCUCAGAAGAUCACCGCCUUCCAGCCCCAGCAGCAGCCCCUGGGCUUUGGACAGGUCCCUCACUUCACCACCUGCCACCAGGACUGGAACAGCAACUACGGCCGCCGGCCCCAGGCCUACAUCCCCCCCACCCUGCAUGGGCACCCCUUCACCCUGCCCCACGGCAGCCCCAGCCACACCACCGGCCCCCACCCCCACCUGGGGGGCCACCCCCCGCCCACCCUGCUCUCCUACCCCCCCCCUGGGCCCCUGGUCCCGGCCCCGCCCAUGGCCCACCUCCUGGCCUCCCCUGGGUCCUCACGCGCCCUCCUGCAGCCCGCCUACAGCAUCUCCCACCCUGCCGCCCUGGUGCACCAGGUCACGGUGGGCAUCAACACCCAGCUGCUGCCCUCGCCCACCCUGCACCCCCAGGGCCCGUUCAAGCCCCUCUACCCCCCGCACUCCUUCAUCGCCAGCUUCCCUCUCAGUCCCACCAAAAUCAACCAGUACCCCUAUAUCUGAUCUCCGGGUGUCUGGUCUGGAGGGACACGCCCCCAGGGUACCCCUGUUCUCUCUGGGGGGCCUGGGGAGUGGGGGCCCCCCUCUACGAACACGCUGGCAGCAACAACAACAACAUGGUUUUCCUCUCUGAAGCCAUGGCACAACCACAAAGAAAGCAAACUAUUUUUUUGAAUCAUGUAGACUUGGGUGCAAUUGAACUCUGAGCUUUAAAAAUGAGUUUGGGGGGGAGGGGGAGGGGGGAAAAGAAGUAUGAAGGGAAGAAGGAAGGAAGGAAGAGAGGAAAGAAAGGAGGAAAAAAUAAUGAAUGAAUGAACGUGUAGACGGAAAUGAAACAAAACAAACAAACUCACACUCGAUGUGUUUUGCACAUUUGAUAUACCUUCACAUUGGAUCUUACACAGAUACACCCUCCUCAAAAACAGAUGGACGGGGGGGGGGGGGGGGGAGUGAGGAAGGGUGGGGGGGGCAGUAGAGCAGUCAGACUCCAGAGCCCCUCUCUCGAUGAGCCCAGAUAUUUUUCUAUUGCCUUCUAACAUGUGUGAGACCCAUCCGUAUUGGUGAAGCCGUCCCCGUCCAGCCCUCGACCAGCAGGUCAACACAUCGUCUCUCGUGUGUCGUACAGCGUUUGAAGUAUUUGUACAUCUUUUCCAUGUCUUUGGUGUUUGCAACGUUGAGUCCAUUUAGAGCGAUCAUAGCUAGGGGUGUUCCUCACGCAUGUUCCUGCAUGAGCAGAGAAACGGGACCGGGCGGUCACGUGACCGGGCGGACACGUGACCGGGCGGUCACGGGACCGGGCGGUCAUGGGACCGGGCGGUCAUGUGACCGUUCGUGUCGCCAGACUCUGCGGGUCGCAUAACUGUCCCUCAGCCAUAGUGCCUUAUAUAUUUGAGGUUGUUAAUGUUACUACUUAUAUAUGAACAUAUACAUGAAUAUAUUAAUGUACUGGACUGCAGCACUUGAAAUUCCAAUCAGUCAAUGCAUCCUGUGCGGGAAGAGAGAUGAUGCGCACUGGGAAGUAUCCAUGCAUAGCCUGCAUGGACAUGUUGUAUUGCGGAUAGCGGUGCUUACCCUCUUUGGAUUUGGUGUGUGUUUUAGCGUGUAGUGAGUACCUUUUCUGUUCCCAAGGGAACGGCAUGCUUUGCUGUAGCGAAUGCUCACUGUUCCGUUUUUUAAACGUCUUGUUUCGGUUGGUUAGGUUCUGUCCUCCCUCUCUGAAUGAACUAGUGUACAAACAGCAAGCAUUGAAUAGUGCUUAGUAUUUGAUAAUCAAUUUCUAUUUAGUCAAACUCUUACUAAUAACAGUAUUUGUACUGUUUGAUGAAACUGCAAUACAAUCUAAAUAGUUGUUGUUUUGGGGUAAUUUUUUGUUGUCUUUUUUGCUUUUUUGUCUUAUUUUUUUCGACUGUUAAGGUGUUUUUUGCGUUUUGAUUGAGUUUUAAAAAACUAGAUGUUUAGAAGUUUGGUGGGCAUGGCUUUGACUAGGUGAGGACAAAAAUGCAAAUUAAUUCAUGGUAUGGAUUCUACAUAGGCUGAGCAGACCAUGCAGUAUUUGAUAUAAACACACACGUAUAUAUAUGAAUAUAUAUUCUAGAUCUUGUCUAUUUAGUGCAGACGCUUAAUACGGUGUGAGUUAAUUGUGUGCAAUUCUCUCAUUUAUGCAUGUGUGACGAAGUUAACUUUUUCCCUUUACAUUAUCCCAUUUGUUUAAAGCUUAUUGGUGUCGACUGCUUAUUUUAUACAUUCCGUCAGGGAGAAUAUAUAUAUAUAUGCUGUGUGCGUUUUGUUUCCGUUUUUGCCAGUUCUGUGCGUAAGAUUUUGUCUUUACUUUCAAAUGAAGUUUGUUGUGCAGCACCAAAGACUGUAAUUCAUUUCCUGAGGAAAGUCUGGGCUCAGGAUAUAAAGGGUGAGACAAUGGCAUCACCACAACGCGGAAGUUGGGAUUUCAUGGGACCAGUGGUGACUCGUCACCUAGCAACAGAACCCUAAAUUAGCUCAAGGCUAACUGUCGUAGCCGCAACUAAAGUAUGCAAACGAUUAAGUCACCACACAAUUUAUUAAAAUGCCUUUGAUCCAGUGAAAUUCUACAUAAUAACCUGCUGUGUGACGUACAUCCACUUUUAAGCCAAAUUUAGGAAGUCUUGCCUUUCAUGCAUUUAGUUAGCCAAAGCUGGCCCAUGUUGCCGGUGUCCAUGAGGAACCUAACUUCGCUAAAGUUUCACUCAUGGACCGUAAUAGACGUGUCUCAUCCUUUAUAAAUUGAUCCUAGAGCAAGGUAGCUAUUCUGCUUGCAAAGCCUCAUGAAUACUGUAGCCUAGUCGUAGAAAUUAGGUUCAAUAAAAAAUAUGGUAAUCGAAAAAAAAAAUGGCUGAGGUAAUGUCUAGUUUUUCGGGCAAUUAAUAAGUCGUAUCAUUUUUCUUGAAUGUAUCAUAGAUAAGCUGCUAUAUAUGAUGAUUGCCACUUCAAUAGCUGUGAAAUUAGGUGAUUUCUUAUUUCAAACUCAUAGCGUUCUUAUUUUUGUAUAGGUCCCUAAUUAUCUGAAAUAGAAGUGGUUUUGAUUUUAGUGUUCAGCUUCCAUGUUCGGAGUGUCAUUGUAACUACUGUAUUGCUGAUAAUGAACGUUAUUUGCGUUCGUUACGUUUGGGUGUGUGUGUUUUGCAUCAGUAUUUUACCUUUAACCUUUUUCGGGCUCAUCACUGCAUAUAAAUGGAUGUAUCGAUGUAACUUAAUUUUUUGUAUGUUUUCAUAUUGGCGUUUUGUAGACAUGUAAAGCUAUAGCUUGCAGGGUUGAUUUAAAGUUUAUUUUUUUCAUUAUGGUAAUUCAGUAUACCGUAUGCUAACAGAAAUAUCUUAUAUGUAGAACAGGAGCUGUAUGCGAUGACAGGAUAUGUAUUCAAUGUGUGUUAUGAAAUGCUUCUGUGACCGGUUUCCCCAGAUACCGCACCACUAAGCACUUCUGGCUGGUGGACCUUCCCCCCCUUUCCUGUCAACACGUGUCUGACAUAGCCUAGUUUAAUCAAAGAUAUUGGUUCGAAAAACAAAAUGUUUUAUCACUUCUGACUUUUGAUUUUCCUUCAUCUAAAAAUUAUUGAUUUGGAUCUUUUUCUCAAAACUAUCUACUCAGGGUUAUGCCCGCGUGUGUGUGGCCCUGCGUCAGAAAGAAAUGAGAGAAUCUGCCUUUUCCUGUACGGAUUUUCCCUGAUUGUUAUCUUGCUCCCUUUCAUGCUUUUUUUAACGUGGUGUUUGUCAAUGUAAUUCCACGGCCACUGGUUAGUGUUGCUUUAUCGAUGUUGAGACAGUGUAAACAGCACUGUGUUUGUGCCUUGAGAAGAAGACGGUCGAAGACGAAUGAGUUGGGUAGAAAAUCGGGAGGAGAUGUCACUUUCCCCCUCCCUUUCCCGCUUUGGGUGAGGAGGAGGGGUGAAAGGUUGUUGAGAGGUCGGAGGCAUGGGGAUCUGACAGAAAUCCACGUUGCAGGGCCAACAGUUCCAGCUUAUGGAUUCUUGACCAAAACUCCACCGAGGCUAAAAGAUCUGAAGGGUUUAAGGGGGAUGGAGUCCAUGACAGUGAUUACUAUCCCCUCCAUCCGCAGAGCCCUGACCGUGUAGAGCAAAGAGAUGGUGGUUUUUAGAUAGCCCGUUUUAGAUACCCGCCACCAAAGUCACACACAACACAUGUCCUUGCUCACAGAUAAACCCAAGACACUGACACAAGGUCUUUGAGCGAUAUGACAUUUCCGGAUCCUCGCUAGUUACCCUACCUGAACAACUAAUGCAAUACUUUACAUAGUGCAUCACUAAGUGUUCUUAGAUGUCCCCAUGCUAGAUUUUUUUACCUUGCAUGUACACCUAAGUCAGUUUCACUUAUCUGCCUACAAACACGGACAUCAGUCUCCCUAGACUGUAAACAAACACCUUGCAGCUGCGACUUAAAUGUCUGAGGACAUGUUCCAGUAUGUUCCCCUCAUAGAAACCUUUACUGUCAAAGCUCGCCAUUCGUAAUAUUAUGGUUAGUCAUCGCUCACGAUCGGAGGGAGUCUUGUAGGGAAGCGGAAUGUUAUUGUACCGUGGUUGAGAUGUUACUUGCCUUUUGUCAAAGAGCUCUGUUGAGAUUAUAGUGGCUAUUCUUCAGCUGUCCUGGUUAAGGUCGUUCGCAUUUCAACACCAAAAAGUAGCUGGACAGCUGUUUGGUUUGACGGCUUUUUCUUUUCUUUUUUACCGUUAUUUAGUGUUGACACUGAUGUGGUUCGUCACACGAGACAGAUGACGCGACAGCAACGAGGCAUGAGCUUGGUAGAUUCCAAUGCUUCAAGUAUGUGCUCCUGUAGUUAGCAUGUGAAAUGUAAACUGUGUUUCAAUUCCUGUAAUGGUAUUCACCAGCAAUGCGCCUGCACAAACUCUCCCACACUUAAACCACGAUGGAUGCAAAGGAAGAGGAAUCUGUUAGACUGUUUAUAUGGCACGAAUGACUGGCUGGAUUCAUGAAUAACAGUUUGAGGAUUCACAGUAACAUUUAUCUGAUCUAAAUAAUAAUAAUAAUAUUAAUAAUAAUACAGAACCAACACAGCAGUUUUGUGAUUUUUAAUAAAAAACCCUCUGCUGUUGUAUUAUCCUUUUAGAGAAGUUUAUUCAGGGUCUAUGUAUUAGUCCAGUGUGCUACUGUUUUUAAAUCUUUAAUCCGUGCUAGUUUUUUGGAUUCGUUUUUGGUCACUUCUCAAAUUUUGCGUUUUAUCUUUCGGGUUUUCUGGUCGACUGUGUCAGUUUAAAGUUAAUUCACGCUGCAAGUUAUAGAAUCAUCUGUUUAGGUCGUUCAUCGAACUUGAUAAUUAAAAUCCGAACUGUUACUGUUUUAA
Osmerus eperlanus (European smelt) is the source of this 9055-nucleotide messenger RNA. RefSeq names its product homeodomain interacting protein kinase 3b (gene hipk3b). The transcript is spliced from 17 exons. The record is from RefSeq and is a predicted model, not a curated record. Gene Ontology annotation, cellular component: PML body; cytoplasm; nucleus. Gene Ontology annotation, biological process: peptidyl-threonine phosphorylation; peptidyl-serine phosphorylation. The coding region runs from base 309 to 4409 and encodes 1366 amino acids. NCBI's taxonomy places the organism in Eukaryota, Metazoa, Chordata, Actinopteri, Osmeriformes, Osmeridae. Gene Ontology annotation, molecular function: protein tyrosine kinase activity; protein serine/threonine kinase activity; ATP binding.